UCUGCAACUGCAUACCAUACUUAUACAUUCCAUAAUUGUCACAACAUACACAACCACACACAUAUAACUAGGGGUGGCAGUUCGGUUACCGGUUACCGGUUAACCAGCUGGUUAUCCACUAAACGGUAACCGAAGUAACCGAACUUCGGUCGGUUAUCGGAGGCUAGACGAAAUGGUUUUUGGUCUUAAAAGUGGGUCGGUUAACCGAUAACCGAGAAACCAAAGCCUAUUUUGGGCGGUUUUUGGUAGGGGGAGUGGUUAUUUCGGUUAACUGAUAACCGACCGAUCGGUUAUCGGUUAUAAUCGAAAUAACCGAAAUGCCACCCCUACAUAUAACCAACUUUCCACAAACGUGGAUAUCUCACACUACAUCAAAAACUAGUAUGCAUAUGAAAAAUGUUCUCAAAUUUUUUUUACAAAAAGUUGUAGAUCACUGGCCAAAAUACUAAGUAGUCGUUGAAGCAUAGAGUAGUUGAAGACCAUACCUCAUCUUGCUUUCAACUCUAGCUGAGCUCUCACCUAAAAAAUUAUCUACUGCUGUUGCUGAUGAUCUGCUUACACAGGACAUAAGCGGAGGAAAAGAAUAAAAGAGGGUCAACUCAUAACUGAGUGAGACAAUCAUCGCAUAGUGAGUUCAUAACAAAGCAUACCCAUGUCAUACAUCUACCAAUCAAGCCAAAACACUAUGGUCGGACCUCAGUCAUCCAACAUCCCAAUAGGUUAAAGAUUCAACCACCUUGACUUAUGCAUGUGCGUCUUAUCAUGUUUUACUUUUAGGCGUCUGACUACAACUCUCCUGGGAAACGUACCCCACAUUCCGUCGGAUGUAGUCAUACAUACCCCAACAUACCGUCGGAUGUGGUCAUACAUACCCCACACCACUAAGGGUGUAGUCUGAUAGACAUUUUAAUUAUUUGGUUUUAUGUUCGGCUUGAAUUAUUUUGUUCGGGUUUAUUUUGGGUACGGUGGAAUAAUUUGGGGAUUAAUAAGUUGGGGUAGUGAUAGGCAAUUGUGUUUAGGUAUUUAAACUAUUAUUUUAGGUAGAAGAGGCAAGCAAGAUUAAACCUAAACCUACUUUUGGCUAAUCUCUCUCUCUCUCUCUUCCCUGUGCUGCCGAGCCUUCUUCUUCUUCCUCCCUGGCUGCCGCGCGACAGCUCCUCUUCUCCCUUCCCUCUUCUUUGAUCAAACCCCCAAAUUCAAUUCUCUUUUCCUUCCUCAAAUCACUGGAUCAAUCCCUAGUUGAUCCAUUUCCCUAAUCCCUAGAUAGAGCUCGGAACUUCGUGUUCUAUCAUUUGGUAUCAGAGCCCCGUUCUUGGGUUCGUGAUCAACAAAGACAAUCGAGAUGGUGCUGACAAAGUCCGUAACUGCAGUUGAGCAGGCAGCCAAGGCGGCGCAGGAGCAGGUCGUGACUGCGGCAACGACGGGGCUGCCGUCCUCCGAUGAUGGCGCACAUGGGGUUCCCAGUCUACGGGAUGGGGAGUUGGAAGACGACACGGAGAGAGAGGCGAUCCGAGUCAUCUUGGACCGUCUGGUGGCUGCGUUUGAGACGGAGCGCUUGAAGAGGCUGGCGGAGAGGCGCGAGCGGGAGGAGGAUUCCCGACGGGUUUUGCGUCGGUUCGAAGAGGUCCAGGAGGUCUUGGAGGCGCUACGCGGCGCGCGACCACCCCUACAGAAGAGCGACGGAGGGGGCGCAGGGGCGAGCAGGCCGAUCGCAGCGGGAGGGUCGCCGGAGGGCGGGACGGCGGCAGAGGACCUAUCCCCGGCGGUCGUGGUGAUGGAGACGACGGCGGUGGCGGCCACCGCGGGCGAGGGCGACUAGGCGGGGGAUCCCGAGCGUCAGCAUGGGCGCGGCGCAGGGCCUGGGCUUUUGCCUACGCCGACGGCCCAGGAGUUGGCGGCUCGCAAGGGUAAGGCCAAGAUGCCCGGCUACGACGUAGGGGCCCAGCAAACUGUGCAUGGGCUACUUGGGCCGGUGGGUCGAUUUGAUUCAACGGGGCAAUUUCACGAGCCCAAAGGGCUGGGGUGGCUGAACAUGGACCAGGAGCAGGUAGAUAGGAGCUCAGUCUGGCGGGCCAGAAUGCACCGUGGGCCGACCCAGCUAUCAUUGAAAAUUAUUUUUGCUCGAACCAGGAAGUGAGGCCUUGGGGACAAGGUUGUUUUGAAGGGAACGGGAAUGAUAGACAUUUUAAUUAUUUGGUUUUAUGUUCGGUUUGAAUUAUUUUGUUCGGGUCUAUUUUGGGUAUGGUGGAAUAAUUUGAGGAUUAAUAA
Linum trigynum is the source of this 2268-nucleotide messenger RNA. Lineage: Eukaryota; Viridiplantae; Streptophyta; Magnoliopsida; Malpighiales; Linaceae. The record is from the annotation of a GenBank genome assembly.